CCAAAACCCAGUCAGAGCAAGUUGACUCUUUGGUUUCUCUUUCCUUUUAACACACUCUGUGAUUGGCUGGCCAGCAGCAGGCCUCCCUUGAUUGAUCAGUUCAACAUCAUAACAUCUUUGUGGCAAAUCAUCGACUGUGUUCUUUGAGCAGUAUUUAACCUACAGUAUCUUUCCAGGCCAGUUCUUAACAGUGAAUAUCUCUUUUUUUUUAUAUUAAAAAAAAACAAGCUGCUGUGCAUAGUUCAGGUCUCAACUACAACUCACAGUUCCAGACCAAAAAUGAGAAAAAAGCAAAAUACAGAUAGUCUGAACAGACUGUGUUAUUGAUUUGGAAUGGAACAGUACAACAGUUAUUUUGGGACUUAUGUAGAUUCUGACGGAAUGUGUUUAAUUGGAAAAAAGUGUUGUAUGAAAGCAAAGGAGAAAAGAGUAAUUAUAUAUAAGUAAUUCUCUGUUAUCCUUCCUUUCUUCAUUUGUUGUAUGUGCAAUACUGAGGUUUCUCAGAUUCAGUGGAAGAACCUGCUAAACAUUUGCUACUGUCCUUCUUGAAGUCAGCUCUGCAAAUUCAGAUAAACACUCACUAUUCCUUACAAUGAACUUGACACUGUGGCUGGAUCUUCCUGCAAAUAAGAAUAAAACACCUCUUCCUGCAAGUUCAUAUUGUCUCAACUCUCAAUUGUCUAGUGCUUCAAACAAGGACAAAAAGAACAUUACAGAUAUUCUGAAGCUCCCCUGAAGUACAGCAGUAAUGACAUCAGUAACUGGAAUUGUUAUCAAUUGUUCAAAAUGGCAACUACUUGUCCAUCAAACUGUGUUAUACUUUGAGUCCAAAAACCUUGAUGAUGUGGCUGAGAAGAAAGAAAAGGAAGCAAACCCUGCUCUCCUUAUCUCGCUACCUCAUGGGACAAUCUGCCCCAUUUACCCAAAUAUUUAUGGGUCAAGAUUUGGCCUGUUGAGUCCCAUGAAGACCUACAACCAAAACCAAGGGAAAGACUGUGAUAGAGACUUUGUUUUUGUUCAACCAUUUGGUCUAAAUAGGGAAAUAAAAUGACGAAAAUACAGGCAAUGAAAAACGCUGUUGCUAAGAAUGACAAGAAAAGAAGAAAACAGUUGGUAGAGGAAGUUGCAAAAUUUGAGGCUGAAUUGGAACUGAGGCAUGAGGAGGAACUUAAACAGCUCACUCGGUCACUUGAUAAGUCUAGUACGGUUGAAUCAUGUACUAAUGGAUUUGCAAAUUUAGAGUUGGAGAUUGAAAAUGGUAAAGCAAUUAAGCCAUCUCGCGUUUCUAAGGCACAAAAGAGAAGGGAGAAGAAAGCCGCUCAGGACAGAGAACGAGAAGAGAGAAUAGCUGAAGCUGAAAUUGAAAAUUUGAAAGGAGCCAGGCACCUGGAAAAUCAAAAACUUGCUGAAAUCCUUGCUAAAAGGCAGUUACAGAUCAAGCAGAUCCCAUCUGAUGGUCACUGCAUGUAUAAAGCUAUUGAAGAUCAACUUAAACAGGGCAGUCUAUUGACCCUUGCAGAUCUAAGGACACAGGCGGCUGAAUACAUGAGAAGUCAUGCAGAUGAUUUCUUGCCUUUUCUGACCAACUGUAAUACAGGAGACAUGUAUACACCUGAGGAAUUUGAAAAGUACUGUGAUGAGGUAGCCAACACAGCAGCCUGGGGUGGACAACUUGAGUUGAGGGCUUUGUCUCACAUUCUGAAAAUGCCAGUGGAGGUAAUACAGGCAGACUCUACUCCAAUCACUGUAGGUGAAGAGUAUAGAAAGAAACCAAUAAUUCUAGUGUACAUGAGGCAUGCAUAUGGUUUAGGAGAACAUUAUAACUCUGUAGAACAAUUAACUGACCUACCUACAGAAGACGUGUGCUAAAUAUUGAUCAGUAUUUACAUUCUAUUUCUUACAUCAAAGUAUUAGAAUUUCUCUGUUGUAAUUUUCACGUUGAGCUAAAAAUUGUGCUGUGUGCACAGGUUCAUGUGGAGAAUUUGAUAAUGAUGCGUAUUCCACUUUUUUUUUUCUUGAUAAACCAUUCAGUGGUGUGAAGACCAGUAAUAAAAGCUGAAUUAAGACUGCA
Molecule: messenger RNA, 2071 nt
Organism: Chiloscyllium plagiosum (whitespotted bambooshark)
Lineage: Eukaryota; Metazoa; Chordata; Chondrichthyes; Orectolobiformes; Hemiscylliidae
Gene: otud6b
Product: OTU deubiquitinase 6B
Biological process (GO): protein deubiquitination
Molecular function (GO): cysteine-type deubiquitinase activity
Source: RefSeq, a predicted model, not a curated record